AUGGGAAGAAGAGAUGAAGGAGUCAAGAUUCCAAUGCUGGUCAGAGAACACUACUUUCAUUGGAAGGUGAAAAUGAGAAUGCAUCUUCUCUCCUUGGAUCCUAGCUACAUCAACUGUAUUGAGAAAGGACCACAUGUUCCAGUUAAAAUCAACACUGCCCUGAGACUUGAUGGAAGUGAAGCUGAAGAUGUUGAAGUGCCUAAAAAUCCUUCUGAGUUCACUGAGGAAGAUGAGAAAGAAGUGCACAAGGAUAACAAGGCUAUGAACAUUCUGUUCAAUGGUAUUGAUGAUGACAUGUUUGAUAGUGUUAUCAACUGUCCAACUGCAAAGGAAGUACAUAUCUCCAAGUUAAGUUUGGUUCCAGACUAUUCAGCAGUUCUCCAAAUCGACUAUCAAAUCUCCAUGGUAGCUCUGGGCAAGAUAUUUGCUCAAAGGGAGGCUGGUGCAGUAAAGGUGCCCAAUGAGACAAAAAUUGUGCAAAAGAUUCUUCACUUGGCCGGAAAGGCUUUUAAGGAUUUUAAGGAAAAGCUCGAAGCUCACGAGGAACAAUAUAGAAAAAUUCAGGUUACCAACAACCUCCAACUUAAUGAGAAGAAGCAAGAUUUGUUGGUGACGCUGCAAGAAAGGCUUCCAAGAAAAGGAAGUCAUUCUUCAUCCCUGUCAAAGUUGUCCGAGCUUGUCGGAAGAGCAGAAGCAUCAAAAUUUGCUGAAGGCACACGUAAAGUCGUUGAGGAGGUUUCUCAUUGUAUUUACAGGAUCAUGUCCAAUACAUUGGGCGGUGUACAACAGAUGGAAUUAGUGAAAACUUGCAGAAACUGCCCAAAAACUCCAGAUUUGUUCGAGAUCUCCAGAUCUGUUGAUGUUUUUGAUUCAGAUGGUGGUGACGGUGGUGGAGAUGGUGGAGUUGAAGGUGGAGAUGGACGAAGGAUGAUUGUAGCGGAGAGAAAUAAUGGAGGUGGAGAUGGAAGUGGUGGUUUUGGAGGGGGCGGGCUACAUAAAGGUGGUGGUGGUUAUGGAGGAGGCGGGGACGGAGGUGGUGGCAGUGGCGGAUGUGGAGGUGGGAUGAGUUAUGCUGGUACGCGAAGCAGAGGAGCCGUGCGACAGUUACCACGCCUAACCUAA
Daucus carota subsp. sativus is the source of this 1122-nucleotide messenger RNA. RefSeq lists its product as uncharacterized. The coding region runs from base 1 to 1122 and encodes 373 amino acids. NCBI's taxonomy places the organism in Eukaryota, Viridiplantae, Streptophyta, Magnoliopsida, Apiales, Apiaceae. The record is from RefSeq and is a predicted model, not a curated record. The transcript is spliced from 9 exons.